Molecule: messenger RNA, 1716 nt
Organism: Vicia faba (fava bean)
Lineage: Eukaryota; Viridiplantae; Streptophyta; Magnoliopsida; Fabales; Fabaceae
Source: the annotation of a GenBank genome assembly
AUGCAAGUGCUUGUUCAUUGGCGAGUUGGGUUACUUACUAUUUUUGUUCUAUUUGGAUUGUUCAUUGUUUGGGAGUUUGAUGGAUGCACUGUUAAGAAUGUUUUUCAAGGUAUAAGGUUUAGUCAUCAACAUUAUCUUUCUCGUUCAAAUGCUUCUAAUCAAGAGAUGUUUUCUGUUAGUUUAGAUCAGAACCAAACCAUUGAAACCCAUGUUUCUGUUGAUGUUGCUUUGUCUGAAAAACUUGAUGAAACCCCAAAAAGAUUUGAUUUUGUUAAAAGGUAUGCUAGUUGGGUUUCGAGUGAAUUAGAGGUUAAUUUGACUUCAAAUCUUUUAGCUAGAUGGUUAGAAAGGGGUGGUGAGCCUUGUAAGGAUUCUAUGACAGUUGAUAUUUCUAUUCCUGGGUUGGAUGGUGGGGGUUUCAUAGAUUUAUCAGCUGGUGAUAUACAUGAGUUUGUUUUUCAAGCAUUGGAUGAUUCGGGGAAGCCUCGUUGUUUAGGCGGUGAUUAUUUCGAGACUGAUCUUUCGGGGGAGUCGUGGAAAUCUAGGCCUUUGGUGAAGGAUUUUAGUAAUGGGUCUUACUCGAUUUUGUUGCAAGUUCAUCCUGAUUUUGUUGGGGUUUAUAAUCUUACUGUUUUCUUGCUUUAUAGACAUUUUGAAGGUUUGAAAUUGACUCCGUGGAAAUUUGUUUUCAAUCGAAUGGUUCGUAAUAUUGGAAUAAGGUUCUUUAAGAGCGAUGUUUUGAUACCGGAGCUGCAGACUUGUAAGGCUGCUGAUUUUGGGAGGGAUGUUUGGUGUGGAAGGUGGACAAGGCACGGGAAGAAUGAUGAGUGCUUUGUUGGUGAUGAUGGUAGAUACCGAUGCCUAGCGUCUGAUUUUCCUUGUAAAGCUCCUUGGUGUGACGGUUCGUUGGGAGUUCUGGAGAGUAAUGGUUGGGUUUACUCGGCGCAUUGCUCGUUCAAGAUGUAUUCAGCUGAGUCUGCUUGGAAUUGCUUGAAGAAUCGAUGGAUUUUCUUCUGGGGCGAUUCGAAUCAUGUUGACACGAUACGUAAUAUGCUCAACUUUAUAUUGGAGUUGCCUGAUGUACAUUCUGUCCCGAGAAGAUUCGACAUGAACUUUUCAAACCCAAUAGACCCGUCUCAAACCGUUAGGAUUACGAGUAUCUUCAACGGCCAUUGGAACGAAACACAAAACUAUCUAGGGGUGGAUUCUCUAAGAAACGAAGGGUUUCAAAAUUUGUUGAAGAAAUACUUCUCGGAAGAAACAAUCCCCGACACCGUGAUCAUAAACUCCGGCUUGCACGAUGGUGUCCACUUUAGUAGUAUAAGAGCAUUCUCGGUUGGAGCAUCCUACGCAGCAACCUUUUGGAAGGGCGUUCUGGAGAGAGUGAAGGAAAGGGGAUUGGCAUUGCCUAGAGUCUUUUACCGGACUACUGUCGCAACAGGUGGAUAUGCGAGAUCACUAGCAUUCAAUCCUAACAAAAUGGAUGUGUUCAACGCUGUUUUCUUAGAUAAAUUGAAGCAAGCGGGCGUUGUAUCCGGUGUGAUUGACAACUUUGAUAUGACGUUUCCGUGGCAUUUUGAUAACCGAUGUAACGAUGGAGUUCAUUAUGGAAGGGCUCCGGCGAAGUUGAAGUGGAGAGAUGGUCAAAUUGGUCAUCAGUAUUUUGUGGACCUUAUGUUAGCUCAUGUUCUUCUGAAUGCAUUGUGUGCAAGAUAG